This is a messenger RNA of Papaver somniferum (opium poppy), 1678 nucleotides long. Its product is annotated as glycine-rich RNA-binding protein 4, mitochondrial-like. NCBI's taxonomy places the organism in Eukaryota, Viridiplantae, Streptophyta, Magnoliopsida, Ranunculales, Papaveraceae. The record is from RefSeq and is a predicted model, not a curated record. Gene Ontology annotation, molecular function: RNA binding. Bases 815 to 1135 code for a protein of 106 amino acids. The transcript has 5 exons.
GGAACCCCAAGUCAAAUGGAAAUUGACAAGUGGAAGUAGUGUUAAUUGGAUAUAACCUCCCAUUCACUAGAAACUACACCAAAGUACCAAACCAAUCUUCUUUCGAUCACAGUUCUAGUGAACCCAAGUCCAUGUAUUCAAUCCAACCAAAAUGAAAACUUCAAAAUUUCAACUACACUAACUAAUCAAAUCAAUAGAAUCCAUUUUUUUUUCUUGAAAACGAAAAGGAGCUAUGGCAAAACAAAUGAAGAACUUCUGUUGGAGAAACACAAUGGAAAAACUGAAACGCUGUCUGCAGGUCAACACUUUAAAACUAGAAAGUGUGCCUAGGGUCUUAGGCAAGCUUGAUACUGGCUUAAGCUGCUCAUGUUUAACGGGUUUGAACUCGAAGAAUUCAUCAUUUGACAUUUUUUAUUUUUGGUAGUCAUUUUUAUGCUACUGGUGAUCAGAAUUUAAUAGAGGAUGCUGUUUUGGUUAUGAUGUUCCAAACCAUAGUUCUGGCCUUGAAGGUGAUUUUAUGGGUCAUAGGUGUACCUUAGGAAUUAGGAAGUACUAAUGAUGAAUAUUUGGGAAGUUUCUUCGGUGGUCUCUCGUGUUUUACAGCUAUGAAUUCCAACACUUACGGGCACAUCAACGUAUGCUUGUACAUAACUAUGUUUUAAAUAGAGUUUUAGUGCUUCAAAAUCUGUCUAAGUUGUACGGAACUGUGUAGAGUCUGACGCUUAAACAGAUUGAUGUCGGGAUGUAUAAAUUUAUUCUUAGCUUUUUCCAGGCUCAUUGUGCGUGCAUGUCUGCUAGUUAAUCAGAAUAAGAAAUGCAGUGUUCGAGUGUUCCGACUGCUUUGAAAGCAUUCCCUCUUGCAAGAUUGUUGAUAACAAGACAAGCUUGUAGCAAAUUAUUCAUUGGAGGUCUUUCUCAUGACACCAACGAACCUGUACUCAAGGAAGCUUUUGAGCAACAUGGUGAAAUCAUUGAAGUUAAGGUUAUAGGUGAUCAUCGAAGUGGGAAAUCAAAAGGGUAUGGGUUUGUGCAGUUCAUGUCUGAAAAGUCAGCAAGCACAGCUUUAGAAGAAUUGAAUGGUCAGUUAUUAGACGGUAGAAACAUACGCGUAUUCUAUGCAAACAAAGAUGGAUGACAGAAACUGUGGCAUAGAACAAGGUUUGCUGACUUAAUGAUUGAUUGUGCUAUCUGAGCUAAAAUUUGAUGGAACUUGUCAUCCAAGUUCAUACUUUCAUUACAUUGCAUUAUUCCUCCCCAUUAAAGUUCUAAUGCUUGAGCUUAACUACAGAACCAGUAAACCAGGUACAGCGAAAGCAGCAUGAAGUGCUUUUAUGGGUUUUACCGGCAACUAUUAAGUUUAUAAUAAAAUACAGCUUUCUACUUCCUAUACCAUUGUGGCAAAGUUUAAGCUUUUACUUUAGGACAAAAACAAGAAAAUUACUAGUGUUCUCAAGAGAAGCGACCAAAGUGAAGAUUUUCUUUUCUUCCUUUUUCUUUUCUUGCCAAGAAAUGUUCGGUUAAUGUGAUGCUUCAAACUAGUCAUUGACAUACAUAACGAGACAUGACUCAGGCAAAUAUCAAAUUUAUUACAUGUAUUUUUUUAUUUAAUUUUUUUAGGAUAAAUAACCACAACUUGAUCAAUUAUAAAUGUCCAUAGCAUAGUCGAGCAGUUGAUCAA